AUGGACAAUGUGGUCAUCAAAAGUAAGACCAAGACAGACCUGGUUGCAGACCUUCAAGAAAUGUUCAACAAUCUCCAGAAGUACCGCAUGAAGCUGAACCCAGAGAAGUGUAAGUUCGGGGUUCCGUCAGGGAAGUUUCUUGGAUUCCUCGUGUUCAUCUUAAGGCUAGGGGAGAAGGGAUUGCCGCUCUUCAAACUUCUGAAGAAAAAUGACCACUUCCAGUGGACGACAAAGGCAGAGGCGGCAUUCCAAGAGCUCAAAAGCACCACGGUGAGCGGAUCUGGAGUCACAGCCGACUCUACCCCCAUCGAGCUGUCCAAGGUCAUCGACCUCUCCGGCGAUGAGGGAGGGAAAUACGCCAUGGCUUCCGGGUCUGCAGACACUACGGGGCAAAAUGCAUGA
Molecule: messenger RNA, 402 nt
Organism: Phragmites australis (common reed)
Lineage: Eukaryota; Viridiplantae; Streptophyta; Magnoliopsida; Poales; Poaceae
Exons: 3
Coding region: 1-402 (133 amino acids)
Source: RefSeq, a predicted model, not a curated record